Cygnus olor (mute swan) is the source of this 2458-nucleotide messenger RNA. RefSeq names its product MSL complex subunit 1 (gene MSL1). NCBI's taxonomy places the organism in Eukaryota, Metazoa, Chordata, Aves, Anseriformes, Anatidae. The transcript has 8 exons. The record is from RefSeq and is a predicted model, not a curated record. The coding region runs from base 319 to 1491 and encodes 390 amino acids. Gene Ontology annotation, cellular component: MSL complex.
CGCAGGCCCAAGGAGCCGCCGCCGCUGGGGGCACACAAGGGCCGAGGCGGCGGGGUGCCGGCGGGGGCUCCCGGGCCGCCGGCCGAGAGCUGGGCCGGGCUGGUGCCGCUGGCCGCCGGCGGCAAGCGGGAGGCGGCGGGGGAUGCCAGCGGCCGGCCGCGGUACCAGGCGGGGCUGCCCGGGCACGGAGCGGCUCCGGCGGCCGCGAAGGAGAGCAGCGGAGCGGGGACGGGGCCCGCAGAGCCGGGACCGGGGCCGGGCCCGCAGCAGCCGCCUCCCGCCGAGGCCAAGUGGAGGAGCGGAGCGCGGAGGGGAGGCAUGGGGGCCGGCGGCGGCUCGCCGGGGCAGGCCGCCUGCCUGCGGCAGAUCCUGCUGCUCCAGCUGGACCUCAUCGAGCAGCAGCAGCAGCAGCUGCAGGCCAAGGAGAAGGAGAUCGAGGAGCUCAAGGCCGAGCGGGACACGCUCCUGGCGCGGAUCGAGCGCAUGGAGAGGCGAGUGCAGCUGGUGAAGAAGGACACGGAGAGGGAGAAGCACCGCAUCUUCCAGGGCUUCGAGGCGGACGAGAAGGCCGAGGCCGAGGCGUGCGAGAAGCUGCCGCUGGAGUGCCCGCAGGACCUGCUGGAGCCCUCGCAGACCCUGCAGCCCAAGCACUUCCCCUACGGCAGGAACGGGAAGGGGCACAAAAGGAAGCCGCCGUUCGGGAGCACGGAGAGGAAGACCCCCGUUAAAAAACUGGUGUCCGAGUUCUCGAAGGUGAAGAGUAAAACUCUGAAGCACUCCCCGGGGAAAGAGGAGUCGAGCGGCUCUUUGUCCGAAACUGUUUGCAAACGGGAACUGCGGAGCCAAGAGACUCCGGAAAAAAACAGGGCGCUGCUGGAGACCCCGCUCAGACCCUCGGCGCCCCUGAAGGGCCCCGGCAGCCAGCCCAAGGAGAAGGGCUUCUUCAGCGAGAUCGAGGACCUGCCCUACCUUUCAACCACGGAAAUGUACUUGUGCCGCUGGCAUCAGCCCCCCCCGUCACCGUUGCCGUUACGAGAGCCCUCCCCAAAGAAAGAGGAGACUGUAGCAAUUCCAUCUUGGAGGGACCAUGUCGUGGAGCCCCUGCGAGACCCCAACCCCUCAGACGUCCUGGAGAACCUCGAUGACAGCGUGUUUUCCAAGCGGCAUGCGAAACUGGAGCUGGAUGAGAAACGGAGAAAAAGGUGGGACAUCCAGAGGAUCAGGGAACAACGAAUCCUACAGCGCCUGCAGCUCAGAAUGUACAAAAGGAAAGGAAUUCAGGAGUCGGAGCCUGAAGUUACCUCAUUUUUCCCUGAGCCGGAUGACGUGGAAAGCUUGCUGAUCACCCCCUACCUGCCCGUCGUCGCCUUCGGCCGCCCCUUACCCAAACUAACCCCACAGAAUUUCGAGCUGCCCUGGCUGGACGAGCGCAGCCGCUGCCGGCUGGAGGUGCAGAAGAAGCAGACCCCGCACCGGACCUGCAGGAAGUAGCGGCGCGGCGGAGCCGGGAGCUCUGCGCCUUUCGGGGGCCCUGCCCUCUUGGUUCUCGUUUUUUUUGUUUUGUUUUGUUUUUUGUUCCCUCCACGCCCCGGUUUUGUUCUCUCGGGUUUUUCACACCACGUUCCAGACUCGUCCCCGCCGGCUGUGCUUCGAGCUGGGCUUCCUGCCCUCUUCUCCUCCCUUCUUCGGAGAAGGGGCGGCCGCGGGCAGGGACCGGACCCUGCGGCAGCGCUCGCCCCGCGGGGGGAGAAGCCCCAAAAUGGGGGGGCUGCGGUGCCCUCCGAGACUGUGCCCGCCUUGUUCUGUUGGGUUUUAGGUAGAAAUCGUCGUUUUGGGGCGGGAGCAGCCCCCGGCGGCGAUCGCCGCUUUUUAUUUCCCCUGUUGAGCAGCUGUAGCGGGGUUGGGGGUGGGGGGGUGGGGGGGGGGGGUGGGAAGAGUUUAAAAAAAAAACAGCAAAAACUUUUUUUUUUUUUUUGUGAAAUAGAAAUCCUCUACGCACAACUUUGUUUUUUUUUUGUUGUUGUUGUUUAUUUUUUUAUUUAAGCGUUGUGAGGCCAGCCAGCAGCGGGUGCCACCAGGAGGGGGUCGGCGCCCCGGGCUCCCGGCUCUGACCCCCACCCCCGCCGCUGCCCCCAGGGGGCCGGGACCCGGCCCUCGCCCCCCCCCCCCCCCGUGCCCCUCGGGGGAAACGGCCCCAAAACGGCCCUUUUCACCCCAAAUUGCGUCCCCGCCCCGCGGCCGCGUGCAAGCUCGCGUAAGGACACUUGUUACCACGUUGGUUGGGUUUUGUUUUUAUUUUUUAAAAGAAAAAAGAAGGAAAAAAAAAAAAAAGGAAACGCGUUUAAAAAACAGCCGGGGGGGGGGGCGGGGGCUCCGCCCGCUCCUUCCUCGUUCCUUGUUUUUUUUUUUUGUUUUUCUUUUUUUUUCUCCUUUUUUUUCAAUAAAAGCGGAAAACCGA